Gadus macrocephalus (Pacific cod) is the source of this 2591-nucleotide messenger RNA. It is a transcript of the gene bbs2, whose product is annotated as Bardet-Biedl syndrome 2. The transcript is spliced from 18 exons. The record is from RefSeq and is a predicted model, not a curated record. NCBI's taxonomy places the organism in Eukaryota, Metazoa, Chordata, Actinopteri, Gadiformes, Gadidae. Gene Ontology annotation, biological process: non-motile cilium assembly. Gene Ontology annotation, cellular component: ciliary basal body; BBSome; neuron projection. Gene Ontology annotation, molecular function: protein binding. Bases 196 to 2334 code for a protein of 712 amino acids.
AUGGACCGGAAGUUGAUCUUGAUUGUGCUAACCCAUUGGUUAGUGCUCGCUGCUCUGCUGUAGCGUGUUUACCAUAGGUUUACCAGCUCGCUGUGGCAAAGUGGUUAUCUCCUGUUUAAACAUCCAGUGAAGCCAUCUAUAAAUCGGAACAUUGGUAGGUCUCUCUGUGUCAUUUAGCCCACACAGUAAGAGACCAUGCUGGUUCCAAUAUUUACUCUGAAGCUGAACCACAAGAUCAACCCUCGCAUGGUUACUGUUGGAAAGUUUGAUGGAAUUCAUCCAUGUCUGACAGCCGCCACUCAGGCAGGGAAGGUGUUCAUCCACAACCCCCACACCCGUGGACAGCGACCUGCCGCGCACCGGCUGAGCCAGAGCACACAGGACUCUGACAUCUCCCUGCUCAACAUCAACCAGGCGGUUAGCUGCCUGACUGCAGGCUCCCUGGGGCCUAACACCGCAGGGGACACCCUACUGGUUGGCUCUCAGACCAACCUGCUGGCCUACGACGUCCACGACAACGCUGAUAUAUUCUACAGAGAGGUUACAGAUGGGGCCAACGCAAUUGUGCUGGGGAAACUAGGGGACAUCCAAUCUCCCCUGGCCAUCAUCGGUGGGAACUGUGCCUUACAAGGCUUUGACUAUGAGGGCAAAGACCUGUUCUGGACGGUUACUGGUGAUAAUGUUCAAUCGCUGGUGCUCUGUGACUUCACCGGAGACGGGAAGAAUGAGCUCUUAGUCGGGUCUGAGGAUUUUGACAUCAGGGUUUUCAAAGAAGACAAGCUUGUUUCCGAGAUGUCAGAAAAUGAGACAGUGACCUCGCUGUGCCAUAUGCACGGUAGCCGGUUUGGCUAUGCCCUAGCCAAUGGUACAGUGGGAGUCUAUGACCGGACGGCCCGCUACUGGAGAAUAAAGUCCAAGAAUCAUGCGAUGAGCAUCCACGCCUUCGACCUGAAUGGUGAUGGAGUGGUAGAACUGAUCACCGGCUGGUCCAACGGAAAGAUCGAUGCCCGUAGCGACCGCACGGGCGAUGUCAUCUUCAAAGACAACUUCUCCUCGUCGGUGGCCGGUGUGGUGGAGGGGGACUACCGGAUGGACGGGCAGGUCCAACUCAUCUGCACCUCCACGGAGGGAGAGGUGCGAGGCUACCUUCCAGCCAGUAAGGAACUGAAGGGGAACCUAAUGGAGUCCAGUGUAGAGCAGGACCUGGUCAGAGAGCUCAGCCAGCGCAGACAGAAUCUCUUGCUGGAACUACGGAACUACGACGAGAAUGCCAAGGGUGUGACGGAGACGGACAGCGAGGUGGGUGUGAUACCAGCCAACACUCAGCUCCAGACAGCAUUGUCUGUCCGGCCCGCCACCGAGGCCCAGAAGGCCCAUGUAGAACUCAGCAUCUCCACGCCAAACGAGACCAUUAUCCGCUCAGUGCUGAUCUUCGCCGAGGGGAUCUUCGAGGGAGAGAGCCACGUGGUCCACCCCAGCGCACAAAAGCUCUCAGGCUGUGUCCGAGUGCCCAUAGUCCCUCCCAAGGACAUACCGGUAGACCUGCACAUCAAGGCCUUUGUCGGGGGUAAGAACAGUACCCAGUUCCACGUGUUUGAGAUCACCCGUCAGCUGCCCCGCUUCUCCAUGUACGUCAUGGGGGCGGACCCCUCGGUGGCCCCGCCCACUGGCAGGGUCACCUUCAGCAUCAACGACCGGUCCCAGCGGGUGGUGAUGUGGCUCAACCAGAACUUCCUGCUCCCAAAGGGAGCAAACAGUCCAGAUGUCACCUUCACAUCGCUACGAGCAGGAGGACUGUUGUCCAUCAGCAUGACCAGCAGUGGACAGAUCACCUUGAGCACAGAUGACAUCGACCUGGCAGGGGAUCUCAUCCAAUCGCUGGCCUCGUUCCUGGCUAUCGAGGACCUGUCGGCUGAGGUCGACUUUCCAGACUACUUCAAAGAGCUCCGCACAACUCUCACUGAGGUGGACGAGUUCCACUGUGUACACCAGAAGCUGACGGCGGCCAUCGCUGACCACUCCAACUACAUCAGGAACAUGCUGGUGCAGGCCGAGGACGCCCGCCUCAUGGGGAACAUGAUCACCAUGAAGAAGCGCUACCGGGAGCUGUACGAUGUGAACCGAGACCUGGUCAACGAGUACAAGAUCCGCUCCAACAACCACAAUGCACUGCUGGCCCGCCUCAAGUGCGUCAACCAGGCCAUCCAACGGGCUGGGAGACUGCGAGUGGGUAAGCCAAAGAACCAGGUGAUCUCUGCCUGCCGUGAUGCCAUCAAGACCAACAACGUCAACACGCUCUUUAAGAUCAUGAAGGCCGGCGCCGCCUCUUCCUGAGGGGGGACAAGGGGGAGAGAAUGGAGGGUCACCAAGCGGACCGUUGCUGUCACAGCCUCUCAUUCUCAAUAGGAUGCAUAUACAGGAUGGAUAUAUAUCACAUGAGACACUUUAGUGACGCAAGAUAGGGUUGCGAUUAGUUUCAGAGUGCAACUUGUGCGAUAGAUGAGGUGAUUGUUUCGAUUUUAAUUCAUGGAAUUGUAUGCGAGACAUGGUGCGAGUGCGAGUCAUAUGUUUGGUAAAUGUUUACCUUUGGU